Epithele typhae is the source of this 2438-nucleotide messenger RNA. RefSeq lists its product as uncharacterized. Lineage: Eukaryota; Fungi; Basidiomycota; Agaricomycetes; Polyporales; Epitheliaceae. The record is from RefSeq and is a predicted model, not a curated record. The annotation marks the transcript as partial. The transcript has 2 exons.
GGUUGCGCGAGGAUCUAGACUUGCAGAGGAGUCACCGACAAGAGUUCUCUGAAGAGAUUCUGAACGAUGCUAAGCAGCGUCUGGAGCAGCUCCAGUACCACCAACUCGGGCACACGACGGACAUACAAGACUCCGAAGUCACCAAGGUGCUCGAAUCUCUUGUUGCCGACAAUGAGGUCCUCAAGCGUGACAACGCCGAGCUUCAAAACCUCCUUGCACAGGAACGUGAAGAGAUUCACACACUGCAGGAAGAACUUGAGGAACGGCGUGCUGGCGAUACUCUUUCUGCUCGUGGUCACCGAUUCACCCAGAGCGGUGCCUCGUACACAUUCCACGAUACUUCUGGUCCAUUAUCACCGACUUUCCACCUCGGCACUGCUCCCUCGGGUUCGAUUCUUCGCUCCAGGCUUCAGCGCGAAAUGGGCGCGAACAACCGUCGCUCUAUCAGCAACGAACGUGUCGAGAAGGGCUCGCGAGAGGGCUAUAAACCGCUUACGCCGGAGACGGAGCGGAGACCCUUGUCACCAGCGGAGUCGCACAUUGCCUCAGGCUCAAAGUGGACGUCGUUCACGCGCCCUAUGACUCCCAGGUCCGCUCUACACACUCCAUCCCACUCCACCUUCAGCCGCGACGUGGACGAGGAUGGUAGCAUGCUAUCCCCAGAACGGCCGAGAGCUACGAAGCCUCUCCUUCUCCUCACUCGGGAGCGCGGCGUUCAAACCGAUGGUCCUUGGAGUGGCGGCAAUAGCUCGAUGUCACCGUCGCCAAUACCUAGAAACUACGGAGACCAAGUAUCAUCGCACGAAGGCCACUCUGAAGCGUCGUCUCUCACCGACAAUAUUCAGACCACUGCUAUCGGGACGCUGGUCGACCGUACGAACCAACUACUCAACCGACUCACCCAGUCGGACGCCCUCACGCUCACCAACCGGCUUAAGCGACAACAUCUUCUGGGCGCCGAUGUCAGCCACCUUUCCCGCACAACUGUCAACUCGAUCGUCAACGACGUCACUGCUCUCCGAAGUCACUUCCGCGUAUACCUCGAGGACGAAAAGACAACGACGACGUGCACCCGUCGAGAUCUCCGUAGCCUUCUCAAGCUCCUCAAGGACGUUUUCACAGAGCUCGGCCAGAUGCGCGUCACGCUCAACGACGUCAUCCUCGACCCUACGGUCGCGGGUCGAGUCAGCGAGAUGGCCAUGAAUCCCUCCAAAGUGCAAAGUGCCGAGGCUGCGGCAGGAAGUUCAGGUGGUAGUGGCGGCGCCUCAGGUUGGAUCGCUCCCAUAUCGAAGCUCCUCGGCCUGCCUGGUGGAAGCAGCAAUCAAGACUCGGCGACGUCUGGCGCGUUCUCGUCAGCGAGGAACCUCGGCCGCGGACGUCCACCACCGCGCGUUGUCCCGAAGCUGCAACCUGCGCUCUCUGCGUCUGCGAUGACCGUGAACGUCGAGUUUACCGGCGCCGGUGUCGGGCGCUCCGUCACCAGCACGCACUCUGCGCAUCCUAGUCGGAUGACGUUCGGCUUGCCUGGCAUCGGCGGCGCUCCCCCAACAACGGAUAGCGCAGGCAGAGUGCCACCGAACAGCGCCCCCAUUGCUCAACCAGCUCCAAGGCAGGAUGUCUCGCGGCUGAUGGGUAUCUUCGCCGGGGCCCCCAAGCCUGCAGAACGUGACCCAUGGAUCGUCAUCCCGCGUCCCCCCAGCAAUACCGGGGGGGCGAAGAUCAGCCGGUCUGCGAGUGUCGCAGGCUUACGGAGCUCAGUAGGUACGGUGGGACGGGCAACGUUGCGCCCUCCCGGGGUGGUGGGCCGGCGGCUGUCGCGAAUCGUCGACGCGAUCAUCGACGUGCAGUCCCCCCAGCUCGACCACAACGACGACGGGGAGGGCGGGGACACAGUGGGUGAAGGCGCUGGGCCUCCCCCAGCACUGGAGCGCGCGCUGCGGCGGGGCCUGUCGGACUCGUCGAUCAGGACAACGUUCACCCAGCAUGGCGGCACGGAGGACCAGGAGCAGCCGUCCGAAGCGGGUCCGUCGCAGCCCGCGGAUCGCGAAGGUGUUCUCCAGGCGCUGUCGCGGAGGAUGCAGGCAUUCCGAUUCGCGACGGGCACGCCGUCCCCCGCCGAGGUCGAGGGGCUGCCCGUCGAGGGGGGCAGGCCGCGGACCCCAGUUGCAAAGUCCAACGCGAGCACGGGUUCCGGUAACGCGGCGUCGAAGCCAUCCCCGCCUCGGGCGAUCCCCCAGACACGGAAGAGGGGCGAGAGUGCGAGCGGGAAUGCGGGCGCGAGUGCGAGCACCAGUCUGUUUGGGCUCGCGUCGUGGGCCGCGCCGUACGACGAGAUGGAGGAGGCGGAGCGGCCGCGGGUGUCGGGGCCGUACUUUGCGGGAAGCCCGAGGGAGGACGCGUUCGCGCAGCGCAACUGGACGCGAGACCGAGAUUUCUAG